GCCGGGAGGGGCGGCCACCCCGGAGCGGAUGAAAGAGGCCCCAAAGCUGGAGAGGCUGGCUCCCCUGAUCGUCCCCAUCCACGGACUGGUGGAAGAGCCCCACAGCCCCCCUGCUGAGGAGGAAGGAGGGAUCCCAAUCCCCACUUCUGGACUGCUGCAGGUCGCAGAGCGCAGGCAACCUCUGAGCAGCGUCUCCUCCCUUGAGGUGCACUUUGAUCUGCUGGACCUAACAGAACUAACUGACAUGUCUGACCAGGAGCUGGCAGAAGUCUUUGCUGACUCUGAUGAUGAGAAUGUAUCCAACGACUCCACUGCUGGUCUGCACCCACACCCCCAUCCGAACCCUCGGGCUGGCUACCUGCGCUCCCCGUCCUGGAGUAGGACAAAAGCAGAGCAGGGGCGCGAGAAGAAGCACCUCAGCGACUCAGAGCUCCAGGCUGUUGGGUUCCAGGCCGUGGAGAAGCCAAAAGAAGAAUGA
Elgaria multicarinata webbii is the source of this 478-nucleotide messenger RNA. RefSeq names its product dysbindin domain containing 1 (gene DBNDD1). Gene Ontology annotation, biological process: negative regulation of protein kinase activity. Bases 29 to 478 code for a protein of 149 amino acids. Lineage: Eukaryota; Metazoa; Chordata; Lepidosauria; Squamata; Anguidae. Gene Ontology annotation, cellular component: cytoplasm. The transcript is spliced from 4 exons. The record is from RefSeq and is a predicted model, not a curated record.